AUGCCACCGGUGCAUUGCUAUUACCACGGAGAAGUGGAAGGAUAUAAGAAUUCACUUGUAGCAGCUAGCACAUGCUCUGGUCUCAGGUAUAAACAACUCUACUUCAUCUGGAGUCAGGCUAGUUUUUUCAGCGACAACAAUUUGGCUUUUGUCUCCACUGUGGUGGCCCAUGAGAUGGGCCAUAACCUGGGCAUGAAUCACGACACUGUGAACUGUCUCUGUAAUGGAACAAGUUGCAUCAUGUCAGGAAGUGCUAGUGGUGCCACCAGUUUUAGCCAGUGCAGUGCAUCAGACUUUGAAACACUGAUUUCAAGAGGAGGAGGCGUGUGUCUGACAAAUCAGCCCACUGCAUCAUAUGUGACUGAAUGUGGCAAUGGCCUACUGGAGAAUGGGGAGCAGUGUGACUGUGGCAGACCAGAGGAAUGCAAGAAUGAGUGCUGUGAUGCUGCCACAUGUAACUUUACUCGUGGGUCCAUGUGUGCUCAUGGAGCAUGUUGUGACAACUGUCAGAUCAUGGCUUUGGGAACACCAUGCAGAAAGUCUGCUAACACCUGUGAUCUUCCUGAAUAUUGUGAUGGCACAAAUGAAUUUUGUCCAAAUGACUUCUAUCUCAUGGAUGGCCUACCCUGUGAAAACAAUACUGCGUACUGCUAUGAAGGACGCUGCCAGACAUACGAUUAUCAGUGCAGACAUCAGUUCGCACCAGAUAAUGCAAUAAAAGCAGCAGAUAUUUGUUUCCAAGAUGCAAAUAUGCAGGGAGAUCGGUUUGGUAGCUGUGGAAUCAACAGCAAUGGAAACUACAUCAAAUGUACUUUAGCAAAUGCCAUGUGUGGAAAGGUGCAGUGCGCCAAUGUGGAUGUGUAUAACCCUCCUCCUGGUGUCACAGUCAGUAUCAAAAUAGUUGCUGGGAAGACUUGUGUUAAUGCAGACUUCAACCUUGGUACCGAUGUGGUAGAUCCAGCCUAUGUUAACCCUGGCAGCCCUUGUGGUAAAGGAAAGGCCUGUCUGGACUUUCAGUGUGUGAAUGCCUCAGCUCUCCUGCCCAACCUGGACUGUGAUGCAAAUACCACCUGCAAUAGCCAAGGGGUAUGUAAUGAUCAAGGGCACUGCCACUGUGAAGAUGGCUGGGCCCCACCUAAUUGUGACAAGUCAGGGCACGGUGGCAGCAUAGACAGUGGUCCUGCUCAGGUAGACUGCUCUUUCAGGAACAGCCUCCUGGUCUUCUUCCUGUUGGUGGUUCAUCCUCUGGUCUUUCUCAUUCUGGUGUCGCUCUACAUUUUGAGACACACUGUAAAUAUCUUAAUCAUCUCGACAGAGAAAGGAAACACUGCCUUUUUUGUUGUUAUUUAA
Maylandia zebra (zebra mbuna) is the source of this 1350-nucleotide messenger RNA. The record is from RefSeq and is a predicted model, not a curated record. Lineage: Eukaryota; Metazoa; Chordata; Actinopteri; Cichliformes; Cichlidae.